AUGGUCGCGGAGGAGCUCCUGGAGGACUGUCUCCAGAUCCUCCAGGAUAAAUCCCUUGAUGAAGAAGACCAGGUCGAAAAGAUCGAGGACUUUCUCCGCGAAAAGACCUCCUUAUCGGGAACGUCACUUGAGAAUGCUGUCCUCGAUAUCCUCUGGCGACAUCGAAACCGCACAUUGCCGGAUUCCUCCCCACCACCGGCCCGUCCUACAGUUAUUCGCCGCUCAUCCCCUGCCCCUUGGCAGAUGGCUCGAUCGUCCACACCGUUGUCCCCCCAUUCGAAUUUAGGGACCAGCCCUGGCAGCACAUCAUGGUUACAAAAUUCUCGAAGCGGUCUUCCACGGGCACCUCUAUCCUCUACAGUGUCGCCAUUUACAUCUCCUCGCCCGUCCCCAAGACUCGCUCUUGCUCAGCCCAUUCCGCACUCCCCGAACUUGAACGCGUAUGAAUUCUCAGAUCAAAGCCACCUAUCAGACUUCUAUGGUGAUUUUGGCAAUGAUAGUAAUGUGGACUGGCUGGUGGCCGAUGAUGCGAUGAGCACAACCUCGUCUGCGGGUGGUUUCAGCAUUCACGGCAACCUGAGCGCUACGGCUCCUGAAUUCGUUCCCGAUAUGAGCCCUCACGACAUUCUGCGCACGGUGCUUGGAGACAAACGAUCCAAUGAGGAAAUAGAAACCGCUCUCGAAGAAAACGGGUAUGACCUAGGCGCCACAAUGGCCGCUCUAACCCAAGGAACCGAUGGCGGAUCGGCGUCUAGUAUGCCAGACGACAGCCGUGUUGUCGUAGGAAAGUCCAUGUCAGUGGAAUCUCACAAAGGCACUGCAACUCCCGUUCAAAAUCGUAGUCCGGUGGUUUGCAAGUAUUGGCUAUCCACUGGUCAAUGCCUUCGCGCAGAUUGUCGCUUCAGCCAUGAUCUCACUAGCCAUCUUUGCAAAUACUGGGUAAUGGGAAAUUGCCUAGCUGGCGACGGAUGCCCAUUUUCUCACGACCCCUCUGCACUUGUCGCAAACCUUAGUGUUGACGGCAACCCAUCGGUUACGUCAGCCGGCAUCGCUUUUCAGGUAGAUAAUGCACCAGAUGCGUUUCCUCCGUUGCAAUCGACUCCAGGAGCCACAGAUCAGUGGGGAGGAGGCAAAUAUCCAGGUUAUCUAUUUGGCUUCCCCGGAGGCAAAAAUGCAUCGCACCUUGGAGGCAAACGGAAUGGAAGUAUGACGAGUCUAUCGCGCCCUCACUCACGGCCAGGGAGCCGACAUCAGCACCGAGAACUCAACCCAGCAGCUAUAUCGGUCGAUGACCCGGAUGCCUUCCCUACUCUUGCUGCUGUUAAUGCGAAGAAUUCAGGGAAGAAGAACCACGGGAGAAAGAACCGUGACAAUACUUCAAAUCGGGACAACGUGCCUGCUUCUCUGGCGGAUGUUGUGCGCAUGUCUCCAUCUCCGGCUCCAGGAAAGGGGAAGUCCUCAUCCAAGCAUAGCCGAGAAGGAAAAGGCCGUGAAAAUAGCGCCGCUGCGCAAGCAAUUCCGGCUCCACAGCAUAUUCCUUGGCUUGAAACCGGCUCUCGAACAAACCAACAGUAUAUUAAAUACCGAACCGAGGCGAUCCGCCACGGUACAGUGAGAAAUAAGUUCCUCCAAAGUGCUGCUCAAGCCUGGAACAGAAACGACGCACGAGCCGCUAAGGCUCUGUCUCUACGUGGACAGGCGGAAAAUGAAGCCAUGCGCAAAUGCCAUCGAGAGGCCGCACGACAACUCUACGAAGAGCGCAACAAACAUCUGCUUACUGCUGGCCUGGACGAUGCAUCCGAGGAACUCUACGUCGAUUUACACGGAUUACACCCCGAAGAAGCAAUCGAGUAUCUAGAGAAAAUCCUUCUCCAACACGCUCGAGAAGGCCGGCGAAUCAUCUACGCCAUUACCGGUACAGGACACCACUCCAAGAACGGCAAAGAUAAGAUCGGAAAGGCAGUUAAGGCCUGGCUGAACGAGUGGAAAUAUCUAUUCCGAGAGUUCAGCGUCCCCGGUGAACGAGGUGGGUACGUAGGCGGUAUUUUGGGCAUUGACCCAUCGAGCUAUGAUAAGGCUCUGGCCAAGAGCCUUGAGGAGACUGGUGAUGGAAAUGAAGACGAAGCUGGGAGUCAACCUGUCCUUACGAUGGGCAAGAUCCAGCUCCUCAAACGUGGGGAUAUAGAACCGCCACAGUAA
Aspergillus puulaauensis is the source of this 2199-nucleotide messenger RNA. Its product is annotated as CCCH zinc finger and SMR domain protein. Bases 1 to 2199 code for a protein of 732 amino acids. The record is from RefSeq and is a predicted model, not a curated record. Gene Ontology annotation, biological process: negative regulation of DNA-templated transcription. The transcript is spliced from 3 exons. Gene Ontology annotation, molecular function: metal ion binding; RNA binding. Lineage: Eukaryota; Fungi; Ascomycota; Eurotiomycetes; Eurotiales; Aspergillaceae. Gene Ontology annotation, cellular component: nucleus.